AUGACUGCUCUCAACAACGCUCUUGCCGCCGCUAAGAUAUCUUCACCUAAAUCCACAUCAAAGGAGAUCCUGUCAGACGAUAGUUCCGCCUCUCAUGAUGGCGUGACGACACCUAGAGAGGAGAACGAGUUGGAAGAUGGAGAGAUACAAGAUGAUGAAGAGACAGAAGCGGAUGAUGGACGUCCUAAAACCAUUUUCGACAGUAAAUCUAAAUUCAAUGUCAAACAUCCAUUGUUUUCCUCUUGGACCCUUUUCUUCGAUUCACCACAAUCUAAACUUUUACCCAAAACACCUACUUCAGCUCCAGCUUCUAAUACCACCCAUGGAUGGAUGGACGAUAUACGUAAAGUUGUUACUUUUGAAUCGGUCGAAGAGUUUUGGGGUUUGUAUAACAAUAUUGUACCUCCUUCUCAAUUACCACAAAAAGCGAAUUAUUAUUUGUUCAAAGAUGGUAUUAUGCCCGCUUGGGAAGACGCGCAAAACAAAGAUGGAGGGAAAUGGUCACUUCAAGUACCGAGAGAGAAGAACAAAGGCGUCAUUGAUAAGAUGUGGUUGUAUACUAUGCUCGCUGCUAUUGGAGAGACGUUUGAGACUCCUUUACCUACGCCAGACAACAAAAGCCCGGCUCCUAAAGCUUCAGAUCUUGUGACUGGUGUCAUUGUCUCUGCUCGUCCGGGAUUCUAUCGGAUAUCUAUUUGGACCCGUAACGCCCCCGAUGUUUCGUUGCCCGACACAGACGAGUUGAAAGCUCGAACUCUCACCAUUGGUCGACACUUUAAAGUUUCCGUGUUAGGCUAUGACCUCGACCAGAAGCUCGUUCAGGGUGGCUUCCAGACUGAAGUCACCUUUGAGAGUCAUGCCAAUAGCGAGAAGAAGAACAAUCGUGCGAAGAUAGUCGUGUAG
This is a messenger RNA of Tremella mesenterica DSM 1558, 903 nucleotides long. RefSeq lists its product as uncharacterized. Gene Ontology annotation, biological process: translational initiation. The transcript has 6 exons. NCBI's taxonomy places the organism in Eukaryota, Fungi, Basidiomycota, Tremellomycetes, Tremellales, Tremellaceae. The record is from RefSeq and is a predicted model, not a curated record. Gene Ontology annotation, cellular component: eukaryotic translation initiation factor 4F complex. Gene Ontology annotation, molecular function: RNA 7-methylguanosine cap binding; translation initiation factor activity. Bases 1 to 903 code for a protein of 300 amino acids.